CAUCACCAAGCACGACAAUUGCAAACAUUUCAUACAUACAGCAAAAUUCAAACUACUUGAAUUUUCUUCUAGGUGCGGUCAAAUUAAGGUUCUUUACAUUAAGCUCAUUUUCUUCACCCACUCAAAUUACACAAAUAAUAACUAGACAUCACAUAUAUAAUAGUCAAUUACUUGCACCAUUAAUACUCAUUUUUUUGUCAUGUCACUUGUGCUGGUAAAAUUUACAUGCAUAAAUAAGCACAUUUCACAAAAUUCUAGCACCAUCUAUCAUAUUCAUAUCUCAAAAAUGGUUUCUUCUUCUUCUACCUUAUACAUAAUUUUCAUUCUAUUUCUUCAACUUUUGUUAGUCUUUGGAAACGUUACUCGAAGUUCUACACUAUCUACCACAAACAAAAAUUCAUGGCUAUCACCUUCUGGUGAAUUUGCUUUCGGGUUUCAACAACUUGGUACAGCAACAAAUCUCUUCAUGCUUGCAAUAUGGUACAACAAGAUACCUGAAAAAACCAUUGUUUGGAGUGCUAAAAACACGAACAACAACAACCUCGUACAAGCACCGACAGGAUCACAAGUUCAGCUAACAUCAGGAGGACUCACGUUGACAACUCAACAAGGUGAAUCCAUUUGGACAGCACAACCAAACACAGCUGUUUCCUAUGGAAUCAUGCAUGAUACUGGAAACUUUGUUCUUGUUAAUAAGAAUUCUUCUAUUGUUUGGGAAAGUUUCAAGUUUCCCACCGACACCCUUUUGCCUAAUCAAUCUCUUGAAUUAGGUGGAAACAUAACUUCUAGAUUUUCAGAGACCAACUACACAAGUGGGAGGUUCCAACUUUAUUUUCGUGAUGAUGAUCAUAAUCUCAUGUUAAGUCCACUUGCAUGGCCUACUCAAUUACGUUACAAAUUUUACUAUAGAAUUGAUGUUAAUAACUCUGCAUCUUCAAGUUUAGUUUUUGAUGAAUCAGGAGAUAUUUAUGUGGAAACAAAUAAAAAUGGUACUACUAGAAUCAUACCUCAGGGUACACAAUGGAAAAAUUUAGAUCUUGAUCCUAAGUUGUAUUAUUAUAGAGCAACACUUGAUUAUUAUGGAGUUUUGACACAAUAUUCUCAUCCAAGGGACACUAAAGCAAAACAAGGAUGGACUAUUAUGAGGUAUGUUCCUGAUAACAUUUGCAUUGCAAUAUUCAAUGAAAUGGGUAGUGGAACUUGUGGCUAUAAUAGCUAUUGUUCCAUGGAAAAUCAGAGACCUACUUGUAAAUGUCCUUAUGGUUAUUCGUUGAUAGAUCCAAGUAAUCAAUUUGGCGGGUGUCAACUCAAUUUCACACUUGGUUGUGGAGAUAAUAAUGGUGAAGGGUUGAAUGUGAAGCCAGAAGAGUUAUAUGAGUUUACUGUUCUUAGAGAUGUGGAUUGGCCUUUAUCAGAUUAUGAAAAGAUGCAACCUUAUUCUCAACAGGAUUGUCAACAAUCUUGUUUGCAUGAUUGCAUGUGUGCUGUUGCAGUUUUCAAUAACAAUACUUGUUGGAAGAAAAGAUUGCCUAUUGCUAAUGGAAGAGCACAAAGUGGUGGACAAUUGGUACUUGUGAAAACAAGAGUUUCUCCUUUUGGUCCUUCUUCAACUACACACGAUUUGAAGAAAGACGACCGGGUUAAGCCGAUUCUUCAAGGUUUACUUAUUAGUUCCACUGUCUUCAAUAGCAUACUCUUAGCUGCGGUUGUUUUUAUGACUUUGUUGAAGCCGAAAAGGGUUGUCCAAGCUGCAACUCUGGUGGAAACAAAUUUAUGUUCAUUUAGUUACGACGCAUUAAAAGAAGCUACAUGGGGUUUUAGUGAAGAACUAGGUAGAGGGUCCUUUGGUAUUGUUUACAAAGGUGAGUUAAAAGCAGGAUCAACUUGCAAUGUUGUUGCUGUUAAGAGAUUGGAUCGGUUAGUGGAGGAUCGCGAGAAGGAAUUUAAGACUGAAUUGAGAGCCAUUGGAAAAACCUGCCACAAAAACUUGGUAAGGUUGGUUGGAUUUUGUGAUGAAGGAUUGCAUAGAAUGUUAGUAUAUGAGUUCAUGAGCAAUGGUAGUCUUGCAAAUAUCUUGUUCGGAGAAACCAAACCCAUUUGGAAUCAAAGGGUUGGAUUUGCUUUGGGGAUCGCAAGAGGGUUGGUGUAUUUACAUGAAGAGUGUGACACUCCUAUCAUUCAUUGCGACAUAAAGCCUCAAAAUAUACUCAUAGAUGAGUAUUUUACGGCAAAGAUCUCUGACUUUGGUUUGGCCAAGUUGUUGUUGGCUGAUCAAAGUAGAACAAAUACAAUGGUCCGAGGAACGCGGGGAUAUGUGGCUCCUGAAUGGUUCAAGAAUGUCCCUGUGACGGCUAAAGUGGAUGUUUACAGCUUUGGUGCCAUGUUGUUAGAAAUUGUUUGCUGCAGAAAAAGUGUGGUGCUGAUGGAGUCGGGGGAGGAAGAGAAGGCAAUUUUGACAGAUUGGGCUUGUGAUUGUUAUAUGGAAGGGAGAAUAGAUGCUUUGGUGGAGAAUGAUCAAGAGGCCUUGGAUGACAUUGACAGGUUAGAAAAGUGGAUAAAGAUAGCAAUUUGGUGCAUUCAAGAACAUCCUGAAAUGAGGCCAACAAUGAGGAUGGUCAUGCAAAUGCUAGAAGAUGUGGUUAAAGUCCCUGACCCACCAUCACCAUUUUCCUUCGGUUCAAUUCCUUGACUUCCAUACCUUCCAGCCAAAAAUAUUGAGGGUGCGAGAAGGUGGACCUCACAUUUAUUCUAAAUACCAACAUCAACCCUUUUAUACAAUCAUACAAUGUUUGUGAUUAUUAUCUGUUUGAUUUCUUUCUUAUUUGUAUAUUUCCUGCAUAAUGAAAUACAACUUUAUAUGUUC
This is a messenger RNA of Medicago truncatula (barrel medic), 2863 nucleotides long. Its product is annotated as G-type lectin S-receptor-like serine/threonine-protein kinase LECRK1. Lineage: Eukaryota; Viridiplantae; Streptophyta; Magnoliopsida; Fabales; Fabaceae. Bases 200 to 2689 code for a protein of 829 amino acids. Gene Ontology annotation, molecular function: ATP binding; protein serine/threonine kinase activity. The transcript has a single exon. The record is from RefSeq and is a predicted model, not a curated record. Gene Ontology annotation, biological process: protein phosphorylation.